AUGCAUGCGCCGCUGCGCCUUGCCUUCAUUGCAUGCUUGGCUGCGGCUACCAGGCCGUGCUCGAGACGUGAUGUGCACUACGACCUGUCCGAAUGCCACACUUCUCGGGGCGGCAAAGUGCGAGAGGCCUUCGCCUAUGCGGGCCCCGGAUGCAACUUGUCGGCGCCCAACUCGCUGACGCUGCCCAAGCCCUUGCUGGAUCUGCCCUGUGAGCAGCCCUGCGAAGCUGGCAAGUACUUGCGCCUCAAGGAGGACGUGUCCAAGGGCCAGCUGGCGCUGCAGUGUCUGCGCUGCCCCGCCGGCCGCUUCUCCCUGGGGGGCGGGCAGUACCUGGACGGCUCCGUGGGCGACUGGGGCAAGCCCUGGCCCGCAGGCCUCACAACCUCCUGCCUCUACCGCGGCAGCGACAGCCAGUGGUCGCUGGGCGGCGGUGCUCGGCUCGCCUGCCUGCUGCACGUGCACACCACCGGACCAGAGGAGCUGCGCCUGGAGACCCGGGCGAGCACCUGGAACCAGGACUUGCCGGAGCAGGAUCUGGAGGCGCCUCUGGCGAUCACGUCCUCGUUGGCUUGCGCGCCCUUGAACGCUUCGCUCCGGAACUCGGCGGUGCUGGUUCUUCGGGGCACCUGCGCCUUCAGUGUCAAGGCGAAGCAUUUGGCGGAUGCGGGGGCCAAAGCCGUGGUGGUCUACAACAACCUCUACAACAGCCCUUACUUCUAUCCGGCUGCUGCCCCCAACACCACCAAGCCUGUCAUCCCGAUGUUCAUGGUGACCCGCGAGGACGGCGAGCGCAUCAUCGCCGCAGAGGGCACUUUGACGCUGCACGUGCCCAGCACUCGUUGCAGUCUGGAUACCCGUGAGGUGGCGCCAAACAGAAGCGAAGGCAACGCAAGUAGCCCGGCCGACUCCUGGGAAGCAGCCUCCGACAAGGGCUGCGCACAUUGGACUGCGGAUCCCAGCGGCGGCUUCUUGCACUCAGGAGACAACCGCGGCUUCCAUUGGCUCUUCUCCUUCCUCACCUUCUCGGCUCGCUUCGUGCGGGACGGGUACCUGCGCUUCCGCUACGGGGUGGAUGCGGAGCAGGGCUACGACGGCUUGAUCUUCGAGAUGGACGGCCAGGCCAUCUGGAACAAAACCAUCUCGCAAGCCCCGCCCUGGCGGGAGUUCCGGCUGGAGGUGCCCCGCGGGGCUCAUAGCUUCACCUGGACCUUCAAGAAGGAUUUCAGCACCAGCAGCGGUGAGGACCGCGCGCGCCUGCAACUCCUGGAGCUCUCAGGCUCGGGGCACGGGGACCUGUCCUGCCGCAGCUGCUCGGUGCUGAGUAGCCCGGGGUCCACCCGGUGCCAGGGAUGCGGCCGGGACUCCUUCGCGGAAGUCCUGCCCUCGGGGCGCGUGAGCUGCCAACUCUGCCCCAACGGCACCUGGGCGCCGCCCAGUUCCAUGGGGCCCGAGGCCUGCCAGGCUCGCAGGGAGUGCACGGCCCAGGAUGCGGUGGUGGUCUACCGCGCAGAGAAUGGCCAGGUGGCUUGCUCCGGCAACACCACCAGCGCGAAUGUUCUCUGGCGCCAGCCGCAGACCUGCAUCAGCCAGCGCACUGCACAGCAGGUUGCGGGGCUCGGCAAGAAGGUCACCUGCCCGCCCUGCCAGCCGUACAUGUGGCGGCCCUCGGGCAGUCGCUGCGCCAACCGCCCAGCGAGGCCCUGCGCUGCGCCCAAGUACGCCAUGCCGAUCAGCUUGGUGAAGUACUGGCACUUGUGGCCCAGGAACUUCACCUCUUGGAUCUGGGGGGAGGUGAAGGAAGAAGAGCAGCCGCAUGCCUGGCAGCUGGCUCCGGAUGGCCAAGCCACAGUAGUGGGUUCCGCCUUUCUCGGGGAGGAGGUGCAAGCUCGAGCAGACCAAGCCUUGUUGACCUACGACGUGACGCUCGUGAGUUCUGGGGAGCUGACCUUCGUGUUGGAGGAGCGGCCCGUGGGCGCCUGGUCUUCCGCCGGCGCCUUGUACGUGGACCACGCGCCAAGAGUGCCGCAGGUGGUUUCCAGGAACGGGUUGCUGCACUGCACGCUGUGGCUGGACGCGGGAUGGCAUUGGAUCACGUGGGUCUGGCGCUACAGCGGCCUCGAGGAGCAGGCCGCCGAUGGCAUCGAUGGCCAGGCGGCCGGAGGCUCUGGCCUCCGGCUGCUGAACGUGUCGGUGACCAACGUCCAGGGCGCUCCCCGCGGCCCGUGCCAACUCUGCCCCGACGGCCACGGCUUGGACGACGCGGCAAGGAGUUGCAGGCGUUGCGGGGCCGGGGAGCAGAGCGUGGGCGGCCGGUGCCAGCCGUGCCCCAACGGCACUGCGAGCAGCAGCCCCGGAGCGCGCUGUGAGAAGUGUGGCCCCGGGACCUUUGCCGCGGGCAGCGCCUGCCGGCCCCUGCCCAGCCUGGGCGGCCGUGGCCAGCAGAAGUUCGACACGCUCCGGAUCGGCAGCGUGUGGCACAACGCGACGCAGGAGACCGGCCUGAAGUUGAUCCAGGUGGAGGACAAAAGUUACUACGUGAACCUCGCGGAGUCGCACCGCCUGCCCGGCGGAAUCGGCGCGGCGUACAUUUGGGAGGUGCUCCCACCCCGGGAGGCCUGUGCUGCUGAGCGAUCUGCCGAGUCCGCUUUUGCACGGCCCCUGGCCGAGCGGCUAGAGGCGGUAAAGCGCAACGAGGGCCGUCCGCCGGGGCUUUGGUUCACAUUUGUGGGCAACUGCACCGAAGUGUCCGGCCAGAGACGCACGCAUGUGCUGCUGAGCUGUGCGGACGCCGCCCCUUGGGACUUCCGCUUGCUCAGCGGCAUGCGCCCGGCCAUGGCGGGAGGUCAAAGCUGCGAGGAUUUGGCGCUGGAGUGGCGCACGCCUUUAGCCUGCCCUUUGUGCCAGGAGAGGAGGACUGGGAAGCCGUGGCCCCCAACGUCUGCGACCCCGUGCGGGGUCAGCGCAUCACCCACGUGGCGCCUUUCUGCAGCGGGGGCGCGGCGCCGCCCCCCGACUUCUGGGAGCCCUGCCCCGGGGUGGUGGACAUCGUUGCCCUUGUGCUGUUUGGCGGCCUGGUGGGCUGCAUCCUUUGCUGCCUCAGCGUCUAUGUGCUGCUUCUGCGCAGGAGGUACGCCAAGUACAUCAUGCUUGGGGAGCCUGACAACCCUGUCACGGCGGUAA
Messenger RNA from Effrenium voratum, 3180 nucleotides. The record is from the annotation of a GenBank genome assembly. Lineage: Eukaryota; Dinophyceae; Suessiales; Symbiodiniaceae.